UAGUACCACUCAUUCACUUUCCCACGUGGUGUGUGAGAGGCAGGUGUGGUGUGGUAGUGUUCUGUCGUGCAGUAAAUAUAUUAUUAUGAGUUCCAGCGUGUGCUACAAAUGCAACCGUACAGGACACUUUGCAAGAGAGUGCCCGCAAGGAGGUGGAUUUAGCCGCGGUGGAGGAGGCGGCGGUGGGCGAGCUGAUCCGAAGUGUUACAAAUGUAACGGCUAUGGACAUUUUGCCCGCGAGUGCCGUGAAGAGCAAGAUCGGUGCUACCGGUGCAAUGCAGUUGGUCACAUCUCAAGAGAUUGCCAGCAGAAUAUGGAUGGGGGCCCGACGUGCUACAACUGCAAUAAGACGGGGCAUAUUGCACGAGAAUGUCCAGAAUCCAAUGAUUACGGGCGAUCAAGACUUUCCUGCUACAACUGCAACCGAACCGGGCACAUCGCUCGCAACUGCCCUGAUGGAUCCGGUGGGAAGAGCUGUUACAACUGUGGCAAGACCGGCCAUAUAAGCCGCGACUGUGAUCAAGAUCGACCCUAAAGCUUGUGAAUGUUAUGAGGUACUUUUUGUAUGAGAGCUUAAUGUCGUAUGAGGACACCUUUUGUUUUUUUGUCUUUAAGAGUACCUAUACUGUAACUCGUAAUAAUUAGACAUCAAGUUUCAAUUGCCAUUCAGGAAAGUAAAAAUGUUGAGUAACUAAUCCUA
Molecule: messenger RNA, 700 nt
Organism: Schistocerca cancellata (South American locust)
Lineage: Eukaryota; Metazoa; Arthropoda; Insecta; Orthoptera; Acrididae
Product: CCHC-type zinc finger nucleic acid binding protein-like
Exons: 1
Coding region: 86-535 (149 amino acids)
Biological process (GO): positive regulation of cytoplasmic translation
Cellular component (GO): cytoplasm
Molecular function (GO): mRNA binding; translation regulator activity; zinc ion binding
Source: RefSeq, a predicted model, not a curated record